Coprinopsis cinerea okayama7#130 is the source of this 859-nucleotide messenger RNA. RefSeq lists its product as hypothetical. The transcript is spliced from 3 exons. Bases 26 to 772 code for a protein of 248 amino acids. The record is from RefSeq and is a predicted model, not a curated record. Lineage: Eukaryota; Fungi; Basidiomycota; Agaricomycetes; Agaricales; Psathyrellaceae.
CGACACUUCUGCCUUACGCACUACGAUGACCACCCCAUUCUACGCCUACUGCCACAACGUCCAAGACGACAACACCUGGCGUCUUGGUCUCGUCUUCGCUAAUCGUUCCACUGCUGAUGAAUGGUGGCGAGCCAUCUCUGAGGCUACCUCCUCUAUCCCAAUCACCAAGUCAAUUACGCGUGUCACGCCCCAGUACUACACGCAUGACAUCAGGGUUUGGAAUAUGUACAACUUCUUUGUCGAUGGCAACAUCAAGAGCAUCUCGGACAAGUUCAGAGGAAGGCUCUUCAUCACUCUCGAGUACGAUCGAAGUGGAAGGGGCGUUAGCGUUUUCCCGCCCUUGCACAUCGUUGAUCACGUCAGUGGAAACUGGUACUAUAUUCGCUCCAAGACGGCUCCCCACCUUUUCUGGUUCUACGACGAGACACGCAACGCGAUCUACGCUUCCAAGGAGAAGAGGACUCGCUUCAAGGUCUCCAUCCGUAACCCGUCUCCCCAGACCCCUAAGGAUGCCAUCAUGAUCAACAGCGACGACGUCGUCAUUCACAUCAAGGAGAGUCUCUACGUCGGUGUCGACAGUUACCUGGGCCAUAUCAUUCCUACCCGAGCCUACAGGACCUUCAAAUUCGGCGAGCUCGAGGGCGGAGCCAUUGCUGGUAUCGAAGUCGCGGAGAACGCGGAGGAAAGGUGCUCGUCCACCUUCGACGGAGCGUCCUUGUACUUUGUCGGCCCUGACAGCUCUUCCCCUGGAGAGCCUUGGGAGUUGGUUUAAGGAAUGACAGUAGUCCCUGCAUGCAGUCAGAGUUAUCCUAAUCAAUGUCAAUGUGUACUAUAGUCUGAAAUUGAAUGUACACUGUCC